This is a messenger RNA of Lactuca saligna, 2564 nucleotides long. The record is from the annotation of a GenBank genome assembly. NCBI's taxonomy places the organism in Eukaryota, Viridiplantae, Streptophyta, Magnoliopsida, Asterales, Asteraceae.
GCUAUCAUGAGACCAUAUACUAAACUCCUAUAUAUUUGUUUAUGUUCUUUUGUCCGACAGGACUCCAUUUUCUUUCUUCACUUGUAAAACGGUACCUGUGUCAACUUGAUGCUCCAAGAGCUGCAGGAAACUUAAACUUUCGAUUGCCAAUGGCGAAUAGCAGGUUAUUUUCAUUCCUGAUAUUGAUGUUGCUUAGCUUUCAAACCCUUUUAACAGCAAAUGAAGAUCCAUCUUACAAGGACAUACAGGUGGGAGUGAUUCUUGACAUGGAAUCAUGGGUAGGGAAGAUCGUUUAUGGUUGCAUUACUCAGGCUAUCUCUGACUUUUACACUGAAAAUCCUCACUAUAGAACAAGGAUAGUUUUUACGAAGAGGGAUACUCAAGGAGAAACACUGCGUGCGUUAUCUGCUGCUCUGGAUCUUUUGGAGAAUAGUAAAAUGCAAGCGAUAAUAGAAGAUGAAACCACUCAGUUCAAAGGCAUUGCUGCUAUGGUUGAAUCGUUUGAGACCAAGAACGUGAUUGUUCUCUGUGAGGACACUACAGAUGGAAGAGAAAUGGUUGCUUAUAUGUUUAGUGCAUUUCAAGAGAAAGGCAUACAAGUUAAGCAUACAAGCCUAAUUUCGACCUAUGCCAGCAAAGAACAAGUCGGGGAAGAGCUUCACAAGCUUCAAACCAUUCCAGCCAUGGUGUUUGUUGUCCACACACCACCUUCUCUAGCAGCCCAUCUUUUUUCCAUGGCAAAAGAGUUGGGCAUGAUGGAUGAAGGAUACAUGUGGAUCAUAACAAGUAAGACUACCAACUUGUUGGAUUCCAUGGAUGCUGAAGCAAUCAAAUCGAUGCAGGGGGCUGUGGGUUUCAGAUCAUAUUUACCAGCAUCAAGAAAGCUUCACAACUUUUCAUCAAAAUGGAGGAAGGAACAUUAUGCUUUAAACCCUUUUAAGGAGUUUAAGGAGGUAGAUUCUAAUGGGAUAUGGGCAUAUGAUGCAGUUCACGCGCUAGCCACUGCUAUCGAGUCGGUAAAAACUAAAGAAUUUGUUUCAAAAGAGUUGGAUAUAGUUGGCACAUCACUUUUAGAUGAGAUGUUAAGAGUCAACUUCCAAGGUUUAGGUGGUGAAUUCAAGCUUAUGAAUGCGAGAAGCAUCUCAAAAGCCAUGGAAGUUGUAAAUGUGAUUGGUAAGGGUGGUAGGAGGGUAGGGUUCUGGAUGAUGAUGUCUACGAAUGGUGAGUUUGUGAAAGAAAUUGGAAAAUCAAAUUCUUCUUCCAAUCAUGGCCUGGAAAGUAUCAUAUUGCCGGGUGGGUCUGAAACUUCACCAAAGUGUAGGAUGUUACAAGCCAAUGGCAAGAAGCUGAGGAUUCUGGUUCCAGAUUUUGCCACAUUCCCGAAUUUGUUACAGCUGACUGUUGAUCCCAUAACAAAUCUAUCGGGUGUCAGUGGCUUUUGUGGGGAUGUUUUCAGUGCCGCAUUUAAUGCAUUGGAUUAUGGAGUAGGCGUUGAGAUUAUUCAGCUCCCUUAUAAGGAUGGAAUGAGUUAUGAUGACGUAAUCGAAAAAAUCUCUCUUAAAGAAUAUGAUGUUGCUGUUGGGGAUAUAACAAUCACAGCAAAUAGAUCUCUCUAUGUCGACUUCACAUUACCCUUCACUGAUCUUGGAAUCGGGACACUAGUCCACAAUUCCAAGAAAAGCACGUGGAUCUUCUUGGAUCCUCUUAGUGCAGAUCUUUGGAUCACAAGUGCUUGUUUCUUUCUAUUUUUGGGGUUUGUCGUUUGGUUUAUCGAACAUCCUACAAAUGAAGAAUUUCAAGGUUCAGCAAGACAGCAAUUUGGAACAACCCUUUGGUUUUCCUUUUCAACCCUUGUUUAUGCUCACAGGGAGAAACUGCAGAGUAAUCUAUCAAGAUUUGUGGUCACGGUUUGGGUUUUCGUAGUGCUUGUGCUGACAUCAAGUUACACUGCAACUUUGAGUUCACUUUUAACUGUACAACAGAUUGGAAUGAAUCAGAUAUCUAUUGGAUUCCUGGAUGUUUCCCCUUUAGGGGGACUUGUCUUUAACAGAUUGAACUUUGGCGGCCCAAAAAUUGAGAAACUAUAUUCACCUGAUGGCUAUGCUAAAGCAUUAACAAGUGGAAGUGUUGAUGCAAUCAUCAAUGAGAUCCUUUACCUCAAAACAGUUAUUGCAAUGUAUCCUUCUUCUGAUCUCUCCUUGAUCGCAACAGCAUCAACAACUAAUGGUUUUGGCUUUGUGUUCCAAAAAGGUUCACCAUUGGCCGGAGAGAUGUCGACUGAGAUAGCAAAGAUGCGUCAAGACGGGACAUUGAAAACUUUAGAGGAUAAAUGGUUAAAACAUGAAUCUGCACAUGUGGUGAUCCCAAAGGAUUUUUCUUCCCCUUCACCAAAAAUCCUAAAUCUUUAUGGGUUUCGGGGUCUCUUUCUUAUAAGUGGUGGGACGAUGGCAUGUUCCCUUUUGGUGUCCAUUGUUCAUCUUUUUUGUGAAAAGUUACAUGUCAAAAUUAAGAUGCAUAUAUUGAGGUACAUCUUAAGAUCCAAAAUAGCAGGACUUAUUUGUUGA